Molecule: messenger RNA, 1407 nt
Organism: Equus quagga
Lineage: Eukaryota; Metazoa; Chordata; Mammalia; Perissodactyla; Equidae
Gene: FGF5
Product: fibroblast growth factor 5
Exons: 3
Coding region: 221-1030 (269 amino acids)
Biological process (GO): regulation of cell migration; cell differentiation; positive regulation of protein phosphorylation
Cellular component (GO): cytoplasm
Molecular function (GO): fibroblast growth factor receptor binding; growth factor activity
Source: RefSeq, a predicted model, not a curated record
ACCGAGCAGUGAGAUCACUGGCGUUAUAAAUAUCCCAGUGCCAGCGCCGAGAUCCGUUCGGGUGGCCUCUCUCUCUCUCCCCCUCUCCCUCUGUCUUCCCCGAGGCUAUGUCCACCCGGUGCGGCGAGGGGGGCAGCACCAAAGGCACGCAGCCGCGCGGGGGCUACAGAGCCCAGAACCAGCCCUACAAGAUGCACUUAGGACCCCCGCGGCUGGAAGAAUGAGCUUGUCCUUUCUCCUCCUCUUCCUCAGCCACCUGAUCCUCAGCGCCUGGGCUCACGGGGAGAAACGCCUCGCCCCCAAGGGGCAACCCGGACCCGUUGCCACUGAUAGGAACCCGAGAGGCGCCAGCAGCAGCCGGAGCGGCAGUAGCACGACGUCUUCCUCCUCUUCCUCUGCCUCCUCCUCCCCCGCGGCUUCUCUGGGCAGCCAAGCAAGCGGCUUGGAGCAGGGCAGUUUCCAGUGGAGCCCCUCGGGUCGCCGGACCGGCAGCCUCUACUGCAGAGUGGGCAUUGGUUUCCAUCUGCAGAUCUACCCGGAUGGCAAAGUCAAUGGCUCCCACGAAGCCAAUAUGUUAAGUAUUUUGGAAAUAUUUGCUGUGUCUCAGGGGAUUGUAGGAAUACGAGGAGUUUUCAGCAACAAAUUUUUAGCGAUGUCAAAAAAAGGAAAACUCCAUGCAAGUGCCAAAUUUACAGAUGACUGCAAGUUCAGGGAGCGAUUUCAAGAAAACAGCUAUAACACCUAUGCCUCAGCAAUACACAGAACUGAGAAAACGGGACGGGAGUGGUAUGUGGCCCUGAACAAAAGAGGGAAAGCUAAGCGAGGCUGCAGCCCCCGGGUUAAGCCCCAGCACAUCUCUACCCACUUCCUGCCAAGAUUCAAGCAGUCGGAGCAGCCAGAACUUUCUUUCACAGUAACUGUUCCUGAAAAGAAAAAGGCACCUAAUCCUACCAAGCCAAAGGUUCCCCUUUCCGCACCUCGGAGGAGUCCCAACACAGUGAAAUACAGACUCAAGUUUCGCUUUGGAUAAUAUUCAUCCUGGCCUUGUGAGAAAUCAUGCCUUCCCCUCAGGAGUUUCUAUAGGUGUCUUUAGAGCUCUGAAGAAACACUUUUGGACACAGAUUCAGCUAUGCUACACUGUAUUGAAGUCAGGUCAUUUGUUUCAGUUUGACUGAAACAAAAACGUUUUCUGAUAGGAACUGAACUGGAAUUCUUUCUACGAAUAUACGGAGCACACUGCUUCAGUUCAAAACAUAAAGCCUUUUGCUUUAUGCUGAGUGCAUACUAGGACUCUGUAUUUUCAGAAAGUUAAACAGCAUGUACUACAUAUUUUUCUGAUUUUUACAGAUCAACCCGAAAGAACAUACAUGAUACAUUUUUAUUUUUGGUUUCCAAAGAAUAUUUUGA